This is a messenger RNA of Colossoma macropomum (tambaqui), 3072 nucleotides long. RefSeq names its product lysosomal-associated membrane protein 2 (gene lamp2). The transcript has 6 exons. The coding region runs from base 107 to 1168 and encodes 353 amino acids. Gene Ontology annotation, biological process: cellular response to starvation; protein targeting to lysosome involved in chaperone-mediated autophagy; autophagosome maturation. NCBI's taxonomy places the organism in Eukaryota, Metazoa, Chordata, Actinopteri, Characiformes, Serrasalmidae. Gene Ontology annotation, cellular component: autophagosome membrane. The record is from RefSeq and is a predicted model, not a curated record.
CGUCUUAUAGCGUCCUCAGCGGUUCAGCCAGAUCGCUUACAACUCAACUCUCGGACAUAACAGAGUCUCGGGCACCUGGGAGCUGUGUGGUGAAGUUGUCGUCAGCAUGUUUCGCGGUCUUUCCCUGCCGUUGCUUUUUGUUCUUCUAAGUGGUGUUCUGCAUGCUGAUGUGCUCCUGUCGUCACCUCCAGAGGGCUACACCCUUCCCACCAGUCCUCCAACUAUGGAGGAAACUGAUGCCCCUAUGGUCACUCCUACUACACCAGGCUUUGCCAGUACCAUAAUGGACUCUGCAGCUGCCACCGAGCUCACUAGUGCAACAACUUCCAAGCCCUCUCUGGACACCACUGCAAUAACAGAAGACCCAACUAAUCACUCAACCAAUGCUACAACUGUUGCUCCAACCACUCAUCAGACCAAUAGUACAACAGAAGCCCCAACUACUCACUCUUCCAAUGUUACAACUGCUGCUCCAACUACUGAGCCUGCCAACGCCACAACAGUUAUUACAACCAAUACCACAACAGCCUCUGUCCCUACCACCCCUGUCCCUACCACUCCUACUCCACCACCCAACCCCCUGGUUGGAGAUUACAUUGUCAAGGCUGAUCCUAAUUCUUCUGUCUGUCUUAAGGCAAAGAUGGGUUUGCAGUUCCGAUUCAAGCCAGAAACUAGCUUUCAGACAGUUAACCUUGACCCAAAUGUAACGAAUACCAAUGGAUCGUGUGGAAGCAAUGGCACUGACUCCACGCUCACUCUGAUGUCAGACACAAUCACAGUCCACUUUGUGUUUUCCAAUCAGACAAACAAAUUCCACUUGAGUGCUCUGAAAUUCACUCUGGUUAAUGGAAAUGGGAGUGUCUUUAAUACUGCAACCAGUAACCUGUCUCUGUGGGAGGCUUCGCUGGGUAGCUCAUACAUGUGCAGAAAGGAACAGACCUACAACCUCACAGACAGCCUUAUUUUAAAUACGUUUGAGCUUCAGGUGCAGCCCUUUGGAGUCACUGACAACAAAUUCAGCACAGCGGAGGAGUGCUUUCUGGAUGCUGAUUUAAGCUUUCUCGUGCCAAUCGCUGUGGGUGUGGCUCUUGGCUUCCUAAUCAUCCUCGUGCUUAUCUCUUACCUGAUCGGGCGGCGGAAGAGCCGCACUGGUUACCAGUCUGUAUAAGCAGGCUCGAGCCGUUUUCAACGCUCUCCUCUAAGCUUGUCUCAUACUCUACUCUUUUUCCCCUUCUUUCCUUUUUCCCCCACUCUGUCCUUUAUUACUGUUUUUUUUUCUUUCUUACACACAUCAACCUAUGGGAGGCCAUUUUAGCUUUUAAUCUAAAUCUACUUCUUCAGAUUCAAUUUGAACAAGUGCAAACUGCUACUAGCACUAAAUAAAAUCAGAUUUGGAAUUACUUUAGCAUGCAAGAUCUGAGUUCUCACUAAGAACUCAUGGCUUGUCUCUUGAAGCACAUUUCCAUAGAAAAGUAGAAGGAGGGGGGGAAUGUUGCUUGUAAAAACUUAGUAGGUAAAUAUUUAGAGAGGUCAAAACAAUUACUUGGUGUCUCAAAAAUAACGACUUGGUCUGACAGACAACAUUUUCAGAAAAUGACUUAAUAUCUCAAGUAAUGAUUUUCUCUUAUGUUUGAUGUACUGUGUUGAAAUAAUUACUUUCUUAAAAAUGUAAUAACUCAUUGUUCUCCUAAUACAAAAUCUUGGAAAAAUGUUCAAGAUAAUAUUUUGAGAAAUUAAGUCAAAUGUGAGAUACAAAGUCAAAGUUUUGAGAAAAUAAGUGAUUGUUUCAAGAGACAGGUGAUUGUUUUCUACCUGGCAGGAAUAGGCUUCCAUACUUUUCCUAGUUCACUUUGAAAUGAAUUAUAUAAAAUGUUCUUAAACUGUCUAUUGUAAGAAAUGAAUUUCUCCAUUAGCAUUUUAACUGGUUGAAAUUGAAUUUCUGAUAUCAAAACGGUGGAUGAAAAGGUAGCAUGGCAUUCCUCAUACACUACAAACUACUCAACCUGUAUAUCCUGCAAACAGUUACUGCUUCUGUGAAAUUCCAGUUUCUGGUUUGUUUGCUGCCUGUAUUAAAUUAUGUAUGAGUUCUGCUGACAGUUCUUCCUGUCCAGAUAAGGUGGCGUUGCCAGGCCGUUUCAGCGGUGCUGACUCAGUCAAUUAGAGUAAAACUCAGCAGCUGUUCAAAUAAUCACUGGCAUUGCACUAAAUGUUAAAAUGCAUGAUCUUAAUUAAUAGCUCUUUUUAAACGUUAUCUAUUUUUAAUCCUCGCCGGAAAAAAAAAAAAAGUUCAGGGCUCUACAAGGCUCUACAUGAUUGUGUUACGUGAUUAUCCAUGUGAUUGAAUGUAUGAAUGGUUAACUUUUAGAAUUAGAAACUUUGUUGCUCUACUUUAUUAACCCUUGAAUGUAUAUGUCAUUUUAGUUCUGAACUUACUCAUAGGUGGAUCACUUUGUCGUUGAAAUUAGAAAGAAACAAAAAAAAACAAACCAAAAAAAAAAAACCCACAUCCUGGCACAUUUUUCAGUGCCUGUCAAUAGUAAAAUGAGGUCAUAAGUGUCAUAGUACCUAUUGCACUUAUCAUGUUGUACAAAGGGACACUAAAGUUUGCAGUGACACUUUACCAGCAUUUGAGAUGGAUGGAUGUAAUGAAUAUGAUUUUUCUGUUUUUUGCUCCCCCCUGCACCAACCACCCCCGCCCCAGGUCAUUAGGUCCCCUCUCAGGGAAAGGCAGGAAGUGUUGUAAAGUGGGUCAGUUGCAAAGCUGAAUUUGUGAGCAGUAUACAUUUAUAGCAAGUCAGAAUACUUAGGUCUUAUGGGCCGUUUGACUGGCGUACAGUGUGUAAUGGUUAGAGCAAAGUUACUGUGACUUGGGUUUGAGUUCUUUUCAGUAUAGAAGCAGUACCAAAAAUCAUAUGAACACCAGAAUACUGUCAGCCCUUAAAUACAGUGUGCCUUUUUGUUGCACUUCCCUGUCCCUUCACUAUAGACCUGCUCCAGUCAGUGGAAGAAUGAUGGGUCAUGUUAUGUUUGUUUCAAUGAGUAAGAAAUUUCAAUAAAAUGGCUGUUUUUGUA